Molecule: messenger RNA, 912 nt
Organism: Trypanosoma cruzi
Lineage: Eukaryota; Euglenozoa; Kinetoplastea; Trypanosomatida; Trypanosomatidae
Exons: 1
Coding region: 1-912 (303 amino acids)
Source: RefSeq, a predicted model, not a curated record
AUGGAGCGGGCAACGUGGAGGGCGUGGCGGGUGCUCCGUGGCGUCUUGUCAUCGCUGGGGUUUUUGUGGCUUCUUGUGUUGCUCCCCGCCCCGCAUGUGUGCGGAGUGGCGCUGGGGCAUGGCGACAGCUCGAAAUUUGAGGCGGCCGCUAUCGAGCAGGAGUACCGCUGCCGCACCUGCGUGGCGCUGGCCACUCUUUUUCGCGAGGAUGUCAUGCUGCCGGCUGUGGGCGGCCUACACACGCUGUCGUCACAGACAGGGCGAAAGGACAGCGAUGCGGUUCGUGCAGGUGCACGGCAGCGUCUUGUUGUGAAGAUGCACGAUGCCGUGGACGGUCUCUGCCGCCGAGUCCAUGAAAUUCAUCGCGUGGAAAAUAACAGGCUGGGGUUUGUUACUGCCGAGACGGACAGUGCGGAGGAAAAGGGGAAACAAAUGCGAUUGCAUGAAGAUGACUUGUUUGGCUCAAGAAGAGCGGUGCGGGACGCUGUUGAUGCCUUGUGCGACGCCGUGCUGGAGGAGGUGAAUGAGCCACUGGCCCAGAGAGCAUUUGCGGCACUGCUGCCUGCCAGUAAGACGUCCGACGAAGAGUCAUGGACAGAAGGCAAGGAGACGCAUCAACUCGGCGAGGCUGGCGCAUUCUGCGAGCACCAACGUAUAUGUACGCCGUCCGCUGUUCAAAGUAUCGUCCAGGAAGAGGAGAUGCGGCGGCAAGCAAUUGAACGGUUGGCCAAAAAGCAAAAAACAGGAGAAAAGCAACACCAUUUUUUGUCAUUUGAAUCGUGGAGAGCGUCCAACGUGACGCUUAUGGCUCCAGUUAUCCUCCUGGCGAUGCUUACGGCUGGAUUCUUGCUGAGACGACGUAGGAAGGGGAAAACAGCUGCCAUGCGUGAUGGCCGCACGAAGAGUGAGUAG